Molecule: messenger RNA, 1797 nt
Organism: Corythoichthys intestinalis (scribbled pipefish)
Lineage: Eukaryota; Metazoa; Chordata; Actinopteri; Syngnathiformes; Syngnathidae
Gene: xiap
Product: X-linked inhibitor of apoptosis
Exons: 7
Coding region: 165-1376 (403 amino acids)
Biological process (GO): positive regulation of canonical Wnt signaling pathway; regulation of cell cycle; positive regulation of protein ubiquitination
Cellular component (GO): cytoplasm; nucleus
Molecular function (GO): cysteine-type endopeptidase inhibitor activity involved in apoptotic process; ubiquitin protein ligase activity
Source: RefSeq, a predicted model, not a curated record
AAAAAUCCAACCUUUAAAGCCCAACGAUUUCCUGAAAGGGUCGCGUCAUCCGAUACUCCUCCUUUAUCUGUCACUCCAAGGAUAAAACAACGCUGCUAAAGUUCAAGGUGACUUUGUAGUACGAAGAACUGGAUAACUAAAGCAAUCUCCUGGCCGCUGCUGUCAUGUCAGACCUCAGAGAAGAUGGCGAACUAGAGAGCGAUCACAUGGUUGACUUUUCGCUAAUGAACAACCGACUUCACUCAUUCAAUGGCUCCAGUCUGUCCAAACAGGUGCCCGCAGAGCGACUGGCACGGGCUGGUUUCUACUUUACCGGAGAAGGCGAUCGCGUUCGUUGUUUUAGUUGUAAGAUGACAGUAGAAAACUGGUGCAGAGGCGACACACCUGUAGAAAGGCAUAAGGAGGUUUCCCCAUUGUGCAAGUUUCUCAGAUGCACCCAUUGCACCAAUUUCCAGCACAGUUCACAGCUGACUGGCUCCAGAUACAAUGAGGAAGCCGAGGACAUGGAAUAUCGUUUGAGAACGGGGGAAGUGGUUGACGAAACCACCUACCCAAUGGUUCCUCACAUGAGGAGGGAGGAGGCCAGACGUCAGACAUUUUCCUCUUGGCCGUCCGAUCUUCCUGUGACACCCAGAGAUCUGGCCCAAGCUGGCCUCUACUACUUGGGCCAGGGCGACAGGGUGCAGUGUUUUUGUUGCGGUGGCAUGCUCGGGGGCUGGGAGGCAGGAGACACGGCCUGGGGUGAACAUAGCAAACAUUUUCCCUGUUGCUUCUUCAUCCUUGGCCAUGAUGUGGGAAACAUCCCAUCUGAGGACAGUACAGGAGAGGAGAAUCACCGCAGUCCACCUCAAGUAAAUACUCUCAGCCCUAUGGGGAGUUUGGAAGAAAGGCUGGGCAGCUUUGCGGGGAUCCGGCACCCAAUAGAUCAUGCUCGACUUGCAACGGCUGGCUUCUACAGCACUGGGACAGGAGACAUGGUGAUGUGUUUUCGUUGUGGUGGAGGAUUAAAAAGCUGGCAGCCUGAUGAAGACCCGUGGGAGGAGCAUGCCAGAAGUUACCCUGGAUGCAGCUACUUGCUGGAAGAAAAAGGAGAAGAAUUUAUCAACAGCAUCCAGCUACAAGACCCUCAAAGAGAUAAUGCUAGCCAAAGUAACCAGAAUGGAUUCACAACAUACAGAAACGAUGAGGACCCAUUAGAGACAUUAAGGAAACUGCAGAGGGAAAAACAGUGCAAAGUAUGUAUGGACAAAGAUACUUGCAUCGUCUUCAUCCCGUGUGGUCAUCUGGCCACAUGUGAGGACUGUUCACAGACACUUACUAAGUGCCCAAUUUGUUGUGGGGCCAUUACGCAGAAGGUCAAGACUUACAUUGCUUAAGAAAAACAAGCUUUUGCCAAUCCAAUUUACCAUGCUGCUAUCUCAAUCCCUGACAUUGUAUUUUAUUAAUUGUAGAUAGCCUGUAAUAUUGCAAAAGACUAGCUAAUUGAGUACUUUAUAAAAUUAUUUUUGUUUACAGAUUGAUAGUAAGGAAACAUUGUUUUUCCCCAUUCCACAGGUACCUUUGAAUACAUUUUCCAUAUGUUUGGUGUUAGAACAGCUCAAACUGACUUGUAGUUGGAUAUACUGUACUCAAAUUUACUUUUGUUUGCUUUUAUUUCAUAGUUUGACAGUUUUAAGAUUUUACUUCUUACUCCAUGGUUAUUUGUGUUUAAAUUAAUGAUAAUAUAACACCUAUAAAGACAAUACUAUGUGUUAUGAAAGCUAUUUCAGUAAUAAAAUUGAAUAAUUGAUCAUAAAA